Lodderomyces theae is the source of this 856-nucleotide messenger RNA. RefSeq names its product Elongator subunit. The transcript has a single exon. The annotation marks the transcript as partial. Lineage: Eukaryota; Fungi; Ascomycota; Pichiomycetes; Serinales; Debaryomycetaceae. The record is from RefSeq and is a predicted model, not a curated record. Gene Ontology annotation, molecular function: tRNA binding. Gene Ontology annotation, biological process: tRNA wobble uridine modification. Gene Ontology annotation, cellular component: nucleus; elongator holoenzyme complex; cytosol.
GCUAUUAUCGCUACGCGAAAAUUCAUCGUUUCACUUGAUUUUAGACUCUUUAAAGCAGUCAUCAUUCCACUUGAUUAACGAAUACGCACAUCAUAUCAACCAGAGUUAUAAGCUCCUUUACUUAUCGUAUGAAACAGCCAAUAGACCUCCUUGUGCAACCGAGUUUAUUGAUUGUGCCAGUAAAGAAACCAAUGAUGUCCUAAUGUCUAUCAAAUCCCAUACAAAGAAUAUUUCACCAAGCUCAAAAUUGGUAGUAGUCAUUGACUCAUUGAAUUACAUUCCUAAUGAGAAUUUAACUCACUAUAUUGCUAAUAUUGUUGGUCCAAACGUGGUGCUCAUAGCUACAUACCACACGAACUGCGUGGAACCAUUUGUGAAACACACCAACUACCCAUCCAGUCUCUCAUUGCUUACGUACAUCGCCAGCACCAUUUUUGAAGUCGAACCUUUAUUGAAUUCAUCAACCGACAACGAGAGUUUGGGAAGUGCUGUUCUACGAUUGAACUUCCCCGUACAUGCACAAUUGAAUAGCGAUACCUUCAGGCUCAAUCUUACAAACAGAAGGAAGUCUGGCAGAUCAAUCAUUUACAAAUUCACUAUCGACAGCAAGAGUCACGCCUACGAGGUUGCAAACAGUAACACUGAGGCAAAGGACGAAGACGAAGAGGAGAUGUUGAAGAAUUUGACCACGUUUAACUUGGCCACAAGUAGCAAACAGAAGUUGGCCAGAGAACAAGUUGAGCUACCUUUCAUGCAAGCUCAGGAAACACUUGGUUCGGCUGGAGGAGCUAUUGUCUACGAAUUCGAAAAAGACGAUGAUUAUGAUGAAGAAGAUCCAUAUGAGGAUCCUUUUUAG